Moneuplotes crassus is the source of this 501-nucleotide messenger RNA. Lineage: Eukaryota; Ciliophora; Spirotrichea; Euplotida; Euplotidae. The record is from the annotation of a GenBank genome assembly.
AUGGGUAGGAUAUAUAUCCAUCUCAAGAAAAAGAUUCUGCCAAACCGUUGGGCUAAGCUGUACAUGAAUGACGAAGAAGACAAGCCUGGAAGAGUCCAGCUCUGGAAGGAAAUGCACGAGAAAUAUGAAAAAUCUUUGGAAACCUACGCUAAGCAGUUUAGAGAGGAAGAAGAUGACUAUGAUGACUUCGAUUACUUUGUAGCAAGGGAAGAGGGCAGACAUAUUGAGCCAAAAUUGAAACAUAGCAAAGUUGAGACACAUCAAUUCGAGACUGUUGAUGUGAAGGACCAGAUUGAGUCAGUAGAUAUUACAGACCAAGUGGGGGAUUAUUUCAACCGUCCUGGCGCUAAAGAAGCAAUGUUCAAUGCAGCAAUGGGUAGAAGAGAUGACUACAAUUAUGAUGAAUAUGAAGAAUGGGAUGAAGAAGAGUACGAAGAGUAUGAACAUUCUGAAAGAAAUGACUAUUAUGAAGAAGAGGAUGGACAUACAGAUGAUCUCUAA